This is a messenger RNA of Olea europaea var. sylvestris, 2023 nucleotides long. RefSeq names its product phytoene synthase 2, chloroplastic. Lineage: Eukaryota; Viridiplantae; Streptophyta; Magnoliopsida; Lamiales; Oleaceae. The coding region runs from base 523 to 1839 and encodes 438 amino acids. Gene Ontology annotation, biological process: carotenoid biosynthetic process. The record is from RefSeq and is a predicted model, not a curated record. Gene Ontology annotation, molecular function: geranylgeranyl diphosphate synthase activity. The transcript is spliced from 7 exons.
CAAAAUUUUUGGCACUUUACAGAUCCCUGAAAAUACUGAGAAUGUGAAUCACACAACUCCAAUGAGCUGAUGAGAACAAGUGUUUCAUAUAACGGCUGUAAAACCCAAAAGCAAAAAUAAGUUAAAAAUAUUAAGCAGGAAGAAAGGUCAAAAAAAAAAAAAGAAAAAAAAAAAGAAGCAGCACUAAGAGAAUUGGGGGGCUUUGAAGAUUUUCUUGAAGUUAUCGAGCAGAGGUUGGCCUUUGUUAGUUUCUUCAGGCUUUUCUGAUUGGUUGAAAUCAAUGAGUAGAAAUCGCAUAUAGGUCGAGUUGCUGUUCAAGAAAUCAAGACCUCUGUUUGAGUAGUAGAAGUUGCUUUGAUUUUUUUGCUGGGAUUUUUUAAUUAUUUUCCAUCAAAAGUGAAGUGGAUGGUCCAGAGUGGAUAGACUUGAGUGCUAAUUUUUUAAUAAAGUCAGGUCAAGAAGAUAACAGAAAGGAGGACAAAAUCUUAGCAUUGUUUAGACCAUUAAUAGUUCACUAUCAGCAUGUCUGUUGCUUUAUUUUGGGUUAUUUCUCCCACUUCCGAGGUUUCCAGUAGCACCGGAUUCUUGGAGUCUGUCCGGGAGGGUAUCCGGAAUCUAGAUUCAUCCCGGUCCAUUUCUCAGGGUAGGAACUUGAUUUGCAAUGGCAGAUUUCGCAAGGGCAGAAAAUAUAGCCGGAAUUUAAGUUAUCCUAAUGCAGAUUCAAGGUAUUCUUGCUUGGGCGAGUCGAAUUCAGGGGAUGGAAGAAAUCUUUCUGUCAUAUCAAGUAUGGUAGCUAGCCCGGCUGGAGAAAUAGCACUAACCUCAGAACAGAAAGUUUAUGAUGUGGUUUUGAAACAGGCGGCCUUGGUUAAGAGGCAGUUGAAAUCCAGUGACAAUUUGGAAGUAAAGCCAGAUAUUGUUCUUCCGGGUUCUCUUAGCUUGUUGAGCGAAGCAUAUGAUCGUUGUGGUGAAGUAUGUGCUGAGUAUGCCAAGACUUUUUACUUGGGCACCUUGUUGAUGACUCCCGAGAGGCGAAGAGCUAUUUGGGCUAUCUAUGUGUGGUGUAGGAGAACAGACGAGCUUGUUGAUGGGCCAAAUGCGUCACAUAUGACGCCCGAAGCAUUGGAUCGUUGGGAGGCAAGGCUGGAAGAUGUUUUCGGAGGGCGACCUUUUGACAUGCUUGAUGCUGCUUUAUCAGAUACAGUUUCCAAGUUUCCUGUCGACAUUCAGCCGUUCAGAGAUAUGAUUGAAGGAAUGCGGAUGGACCUCUGGAAAUCCAGAUACAAAAACUUCGACGAGCUGUAUCUAUACUGUUAUUAUGUCGCUGGUACUGUCGGAUUAAUGAGUGUUCCAGUAAUGGGAAUUGCACCCGAAUCCCAGGCAACUACCGAGAGUGUUUAUAAUGCUGCUUUGGCAUUGGGGAUUGCAAAUCAGCUGACAAACAUACUCAGGGAUGUUGGAGAAGAUGCAAGAAGAGGAAGGAUCUACUUGCCGCAGGAUGAAUUGGCACAGGCAGGGCUUUCGGAAGAUGACAUUUUUGCUGGGAAAGUAACCGAUAAAUGGAGAAAUUUUAUGAAAAAGCAAAUCACAAGGGCAAGGAAAUUCUUUGACGAUGCAGAGAAAGGUGUCACAGAGCUCAGCUCAGCUAGCAGAUGGCCAGUGUGGGCAUCGCUUCUUUUAUAUAGCCAAAUAUUGGAUGAAAUCGAAGUGAAUGACUACAACAAUUUCACAAGGAGGGCAUACGUAAACAAACCGAAGAAAAUUCUUGCUUUGCCAAUUGCAUACGCGAAAUCUCUGGUUCCUCCAUCAAGAACUUCAUCUCCUUUUGUCAAGGCAUGAGCAGAAACAUGUAAAUAUUGCUCCAUAUAGCAUCUGAAUUAUAUGGUUGAAAGGGAGCAAACUUCGUACAUUAGAUAUUACUCAAUAGUGAAUUUAAUUUAUUAAAAGGUGGUAGCAGGUUGUUGAUGUUGAAGACUACAUUCUCAAUGAGAAAUUAAGCCUAAAGUGACAUUUUUUUUUUGAA